Messenger RNA from Wallemia mellicola CBS 633.66, 1136 nucleotides. RefSeq lists its product as hypothetical. The coding region runs from base 45 to 1067 and encodes 340 amino acids. NCBI's taxonomy places the organism in Eukaryota, Fungi, Basidiomycota, Wallemiomycetes, Wallemiales, Wallemiaceae. The record is from RefSeq and is a predicted model, not a curated record. The transcript has 2 exons.
UUUACGAUAAAGAGUGUUGAGUCACAAAAUAGCUAAAAAGCAUAAUGACAUAUAGUAAAGCGUCAAAGCAGCUUCUAAAUAAAGAUUUCGUUGGGUGUUUAGAUACAAUAAGCAAAUCUCUUAAAUCAGCGAAUAACAACAACGUUGUAAAUAAGCUGCUGUCAUUAGAACUUACCUGCUGGUUAACACUAUAUCUGAAUGGAGAUAAUAAAUCUCGUUACAAGCAAUUGAAUUACACGAAACCUCAAUUCGUCGAUUAUCUCAUAAAUCUCUCGAGAUCUCGCAUAACGGCUACAUUACCCGGUAGAUCUCAAUCCGCUCUUUUACUCGCUAUAGUUAGAUUAGAGCAACUUGAUAAAGCAAAGAAUGAAGCUGAGAAAUGGUUGUUUAAUGCUAGUAACGCAGAUCAGGAUUACAAUAAAGUGAGGGAUGUCUACGCAUUUAAUAUACUACCUGAAUUUGGUGAAUGGGACGUCAGCAGGGAAGUUCUCUCCUCUUCAGCGAUUGAUGACAAUGAUAAGAAUAACUUGCUUCAGAGACUCGCAGAUCUGGAAGAGACGGCAAGUGGGGAGGUGCUAGCAAACACUCCAGAAACUGUAACUACUGAACAGUCCACACCAUCUUUGUCGAGAACAUCAUCCACCGAAUCAUCCUUUACGGCGACACCAGCGAGAGUGAAGACAAAGGAAGAUAACUUUGAAACAACACCAUCCGCUGCAUCCACACCGCUUACAUCUAAUGGUAUCACUCCUGAGCAGCACUCAGACAUACGCUCACAUAUUUCAAACCACGCAAAGCAACCCUCACUUGAACCAGUUGCCAGAAACAGCAAUAGACCACCAACAAAAACGGCUAAGGCUCUCAACCUUCUUGCGAAAAUGAGGGAAAUAUUACCUAGAGUUUUACCGCCGUUUCUUAUUUUCCUUCUAGCUGUUUUGUUUGCCAGCAGACGGCAAAAUAACGCAAAUACAGCUCGAUCAAUCAGAGAAAGACUGGCCAAAAGAGACGGCUUAUGGAAUAAGCUAUUGCAGACAAUCCAGAUGGGUACGCGCGGAAUGCUGCCUUGAAAAAUCAGUUUCUUUUUCAAAAGUGUAUAAUUUAUGUAUUAUGAGUAAUGAUUUUAGUCUACUAAUUGU